CACGACCGCUGCUGGUGUCUUGAAUUGGAGCGGACGGGAGGAGGAUCCGAUGGGCGCUCUGAUGUCCUGCAUGUCCGGCACGUCCCCCUCCGACUCCCCGCCGCAGGCCAAGCGCCGCUCCUCCGCGUCCUCCCGCCGCGGCGGCAAGGCCGCGGAGAUCGACGAGCAGGCGCUGGCCGCCGCCGCGGCGCUCGUGCUGGGGCAGCGCGGAGGGGGAGGCGCGUUCGACCGGUCCGCGUCGGUGCGGUACGCCGCGAAGCGGCAGCAGCAGGGCCCGCCGCUGCCCAGGAGCUCCAGCACGCGCCCGCGCUCCCUCGCCGACCCCGAGCUCCAGCCGCAGCACCUCCUCGCCAAGGAGUUGAAUACUAAAGAUUUGGAAACCAACAUAAUUGUUCUUGUUCACGGAGGUGGGUUUGGUGCUUGGUGUUGGUACAAGACCAUGUCACUUCUUGAAGAUAGUGGGUUCAAAGUCAAUGCUAUUGACUUAACAGGCUCCGGGAUUAAUUCUUCUGAUACAAACAAGAUUAGCAGUCUUUCAGAGUAUGCUGAGCCACUUACAUCUUACCUUAAGGGCCUAGGUGAUGCUGAAAAGGUUAUCUUGGUUGGACAUGAUUUUGGGGGUGCUUGCAUAUCCCAUGCGAUGGAGAUGUUUCCAUCGAAAGUUGCCAAGGCUGUUUUCCUGUGUGCAACAAUGCUGACAAAUGGACAUAGUGCUCUUGAUAUCUUCCAACAACAGAUGGAUACAAAUGGUAUGCUCCAAAAGGCACAGGAAUUAGUAUACUCCAAUGGCAAGGACCGGCCUCCCACCGCUAUCAACAUCGACAGGGCUUCAGUAAGAGAUCUAUUAUUCAACCAAAGUCCUGCCAAGGAUGUGUCCUUGGCUUCAGUGUCCAUGAGACCUAUCCCCUUUGCCCCGGUAAUGGAGAAACUCACGCUAACAGAAGGGAACUAUGGAUCCGUGCGGCGAUUCUUUGUCGAGACAACGGAGGACAACGCGAUACCCCUUUCCCUUCAGCAGAGCAUGUGUGUGAGUAACCCGCCAGAGAAGGUCCUGCGGCUGAAAGGUUCAGACCACGCCCCUUUCUUCUCGAGGCCGCAGGCGUUGCACAAAACGCUGGUAGAGAUAGCAACCCUGCCGCGAGCACAGGCAUCAUGAGAGCUUGUUCUCGGUCAGAUUAUUCUUUUCAGCCGGCGAGAUCGCCAUGAUUGUUCCCAUGACUGCUGCUGCUGUAUAUUUUGGGAUGAGAGUAUGCUGGAGGCAAAAUGCUAAGGUUUGGAAGCCGUUGUACAGGUGUAAGCAGCAGAGUAGGAGCUCUGGAUUUCAACCUUAUCUCCACGAUUACACCUUUCCUGUCUGCAAUGACAUACAUACUCAUCAUCGAUUCAUCGUUAACUUAAUGCACGUGUAAGUGUACUACAGCCAAUGUGAGGAAAAAUAGAGGAAAAUAAUACUAACGGUUUUAUUUUGUCUGUCGAUGCGAA
Messenger RNA from Triticum dicoccoides, 1482 nucleotides. Its product is annotated as putative methylesterase 11, chloroplastic. Gene Ontology annotation, molecular function: methyl jasmonate esterase activity; methyl indole-3-acetate esterase activity; methyl salicylate esterase activity. Lineage: Eukaryota; Viridiplantae; Streptophyta; Magnoliopsida; Poales; Poaceae. The record is from RefSeq and is a predicted model, not a curated record. The transcript is spliced from 5 exons. Gene Ontology annotation, biological process: salicylic acid metabolic process; jasmonic acid metabolic process. The coding region runs from base 50 to 1156 and encodes 368 amino acids.